Messenger RNA from Rotaria socialis, 1677 nucleotides. The record is from the annotation of a GenBank genome assembly. NCBI's taxonomy places the organism in Eukaryota, Metazoa, Rotifera, Eurotatoria, Philodinida, Philodinidae.
AUGACUGAUGAACAAGAUCUUCUUGAUUAUGAUGAAACAGAUGAUGUACCACGAAAAGAAGAUAAAAAUGGUAAUAAUGGUGUAAUAUCAAUACAAAAUGGAAGUUCAACUGGUACGCAAAGUGGAGCUGUGCGAGGUUCAUAUGUAUCCAUACAUGCUAGCGGUUUUAAAGAUUUUCUUCUUAAACCUGAAUUACUUCGUUCUAUUAUGGAUUGUGGUUUUGAACAUCCAUCGGAAGUUCAACAUGAAUCUAUUCCGCAAGCUAUUCUUGGUACAGAUAUUGUAUGUCAAGCCAAAUCGGGUAUGGGUAAAACGGCUGUUUUUGUACUUGCAACACUUCAACAACUUGAACCUGUCGAUGGACAAGUAUCGGUAAUUGUUCUUUGUCAUACACGUGAAUUAGCAUUUCAAAUAAGUCGUGAAUAUGAACGUUUUUGCAAAUAUAUGCCAGCUGUAAAAGUAUCGGUAUUUUUUGGUGGUUUACCAACAAAAAAUGAUGAAGAUGUUUUGAAAAAAAAUUGUCCACAUAUUGUUGUUGGUACACCUGGCCGUAUUUUAGCAUUAGCCAAAAGUAAAGCACUCAAUUUACGUUAUGUCAAACACUUUAUUACUGAUGAAUGCGAUAAAGUACUUGAUUCAAUUGAUAUGCGUCGAGAUGUUCAGGAAAUAUUUAAAAUGGCACCACAUGAAAAACAAGUACUUAUGUUUAGUGCUACAUUAAGUAAAGAAAUUCGACCGGUGUGCAAGAAAUUCAUGCAACAUCCAAUGGAAAUUUAUAUUGACAAUGAAACUAAAUUAACACUUCACGGUCUUCGUCAGCAUUAUGUGAAAUUACGUGAAAAUGAAAAAAAUCGAAAAUUAAUUGAUUUACUUGAUAAAUUAGAAUUUAAUCAAGUAGUUAUUUUCGUUAAGUCAGUACCACGUUCAUUAGCCAAAAGUAAAGCACUCAAUUUACGUUAUGUCAAACACUUUAUUACUGAUGAAUGCGACAAAGUACUUGAAUCAAUUGAUAUGCGUCGAGAUGUUCAGGAAAUAUUUAAAAUGACACCACAUGAAAAACAAGUACUUAUGUUUAGUGCUACAUUAAGUAAAGAAAUUCGACCGGUGUGCAAGAAAUUCAUGCAACAUCCAAUGGAAAUUUAUAUUGACAAUGAAACUAAAUUAACACUUCACGGUCUUCGUCAGCAUUAUGUGAAGUUACGUGAAAAUGAAAAAAAUCGAAAAUUAAUUGAUUUACUUGAUAAAUUAGAAUUUAAUCAAGUAGUUAUUUUCGUUAAGUCAGUACCACGUUGUACAGCUUUAUGCAAGCUAUUGACUGAGCAAAAUUUUCCUGCUGUUGAAAUUCAUCGUGGAAUGCCUCAAGAAGAACGUUUGGCACGUUAUAAAGAAUUUAAAGAAUUUCAAACACGUAUUCUCGUUGCAACAAAUUUAUUUGGACGUGGUAUGGAUAUUGAACGUGUUAAUAUUGUAUUUAAUUAUGAUAUGCCAGAAGAUUCAGAUACAUAUCUUCAUCGAGUUGCUCGUGCUGGUCGUUUUGGCACAAAAGGUUUAGCUAUAACAUAUGUUGCAGAUGAAAGUGACGCAGGAAUUCUCAAUGAAGUUCAAAGUCGAUUUGAAGUACAAAUUACUGAAAUGCCCGAUGAAAUCGAUGUAGCUACAUACAUCGAAAAUCGUUAA